AUGUCUACACUCGAGAAUCUCGUUGACAUCCCGGCCACCCUAGAAUUCCAAGAGUUGCUCUCGAAGGAUCUCAAACGUAUAUCGCUAAUCUACUUCUGGACGUCCUGGGCUGAGCCAUGCGUGCAAAUGAACCAAGUUGUCGAAGGGCUAGCCAAGGCAUACCCAAAACUGCUCGCGCUGAGGGCAAGUACCCAGGACCCUGUGGAGGCAGAAGAGCAAGCGGACAUUUCAGACUCCUUUGACAUCAGCUCUGUUCCGACAUGCUUAGUUAUUCAGGGCCACGCUUUACUUGCUCGGAUCGAAGGCGGAGAUGCGACCCGGCUUACAGAAACGAUUGCAAAGUACUUGGGAAGCAAUUCCUCCGUAGUUUCUCAGUCAACGACAUCCCAACCUCCUGUUCUUCCGUCAUCUUCCGAGACGGUAGCACAAUUAGAAACCCGCAUGCGGAAGAUCAUGAAUCAAAGCUCGGUGGUUUUAUUCAUGAAAGGGGAACCAGAUGCACCUCGGUGCGGCUUUUCCAGGACUGCAGUAGCGCUGUUGAGGGAGAAAAAUGUUACAUUCACUCACUUUGACAUUCUUAGCGACGAGAGUGUGCGGCAAGGCUUGAAGACACUGAACGAUUGGCCUACCUUCCCACAAUUUAUAGUAAACGGCGAAUUUGUGGGAGGAUUGGAUGUGGUGAAGGAGAUGAAGGACUCGGGGGAGUUCGAUGGCGUUUUCUUUGACUGACUCCGUGGCUGAUGUGUACUGUUAUUAUAAGUCUAACCUUUGAGCAGAUACUUGUUAAUACUGUCUUGCUGUCAGGCGAUAGAAUCGGCUAUAAAUUGUAUAAUUUAAUCUGAAGAGAGUUUGUAAUCCAUGCAUGUAAGUACAUGCU
Suillus paluster is the source of this 877-nucleotide messenger RNA. Its product is annotated as thioredoxin-like protein. The coding region runs from base 1 to 729 and encodes 242 amino acids. Gene Ontology annotation, molecular function: 2 iron, 2 sulfur cluster binding. NCBI's taxonomy places the organism in Eukaryota, Fungi, Basidiomycota, Agaricomycetes, Boletales, Suillaceae. The record is from RefSeq and is a predicted model, not a curated record. The transcript has 4 exons.